GCUUUCUGUGGCGUGCCGCAGCCUUAACUUAAGAUCUGGGGAUCCACCUGCCAGCUGAAGGUUAUUCCGUCAAGCCGGAUCAUAGUUGUUAUUAGCCAGCUCAGUAGAACCAGUCCCACUGACCUUGGGACAAUCUGCACAGUCACCGAGUAUGAGCUCUCCUCCGAUUCCACAGGGCCUCCCUCCGGAUCCAGCAUUUCUGGCCCAGUCUCGUAUUCCAGAAAUUCUAUUUGGAACCCUAUUCCCUUUUCUGUUUGCUACCGUCUUCGUUUUUGGACGAUUCUACUCUCGAGCAAUCCUCAUAAAGACUUGGGGAAUAGAUGACUGGGGGGUUCUCGUUUCAUGGGUGGUUGGCGGAGUUGGGUUGACUGUGGUCAACUGUCUCCUCACUCGUUACGGCUCUGGAAGACAUAUCGAGACGAUGACGCUCAAUGACAUCAAAAUUACUAUUAAAUUGGGAUUUGCCGCUCGAAUACUAUAUCAAUUUACGCUGAUGACCACAAAAUUAGCGGUUUGUGCCUUUUAUUACCGUGUCUUUACGGAUCGGGGCAGCAAGAUAGUGAUUUGGUCCAUGGCCGCUGCUAUAACGAUAUUCUCAAUCCCUCUUUUGUGUUCACACGUCUUUCGCUGCCAUCCAAUUGAAGGUACCUGGUCUAUGAUCCCAGCGAAGUGUGCCAGCAUCGUCCCUCCUCUAUACGCAUCAGCAAUUCUCAACAUUCUCGCUGACGUUGUGCUGCUCGUCUUCGUGAUCCCCAAAAUUGCCCGCCUCCAAAUCCCCAAGAAGCAAAAGUUCUCUCUGAUGGCAGUUCUCUCCCUCAGUAUCCUCGUCGUCCUAGCAGCAAUCAUCAGAAUAGUACGCAUCAUUCACAUCGACAACAGCUCAGACAUCCCCUGGGAUUCGUACGACAUCGACAUCUGGGCCGCGGUCGAGAUCAACGCAGGUAUUUUCUGCGUCUCCGCACCAGCAGUCAAGCCUCUACUUCGACAAAUUGCCCCAGGGUUUGAGCUGAGCAGCCAGUCGAAUCUGGAGUUCCCGCCGAAAGACACGAAUGUGGGGAAUAAGUCCUGGAUUGAUUUCGAGACAAAGGCGGGCAGGGAGAGUGAUGAGGGUGCGAGUGGGGAUGCGGAGAGUGAGAGGGCGAUUGUGGAGAGGGAGGUUAGGGAGGGGGAGAUCAGGAAGACAGUUAGGGUUAUGGUGAAGGGGACGAGGAAGGAUCAGGGCCCUUGAGUGUGUUUGGUCCCAUCCUUUUUGCCUCAUGA
Messenger RNA from Hyaloscypha bicolor E, 1260 nucleotides. RefSeq lists its product as uncharacterized. The record is from RefSeq and is a predicted model, not a curated record. NCBI's taxonomy places the organism in Eukaryota, Fungi, Ascomycota, Leotiomycetes, Helotiales, Hyaloscyphaceae. The coding region runs from base 152 to 1228 and encodes 358 amino acids. The transcript is spliced from 6 exons.